Messenger RNA from Aspergillus heteromorphus CBS 117.55, 1268 nucleotides. Its product is annotated as DUF614 domain protein. NCBI's taxonomy places the organism in Eukaryota, Fungi, Ascomycota, Eurotiomycetes, Eurotiales, Aspergillaceae. The transcript has 2 exons. The annotation marks the transcript as partial. The record is from RefSeq and is a predicted model, not a curated record.
GUCAUGAGCACUCUCAGGAGAACAGCUGCAGGUGGGCGCUUCGGUGCCGUCGAGUGUGACGCGCCCGACCGGCGAUGUGAUGUGACGGGAGGUGCUGGCGGGCCCAACGGGAGCUUCCCAAUGGCCGCCGGUGUGAAAGGGCCACAUUAGGGCCGGGCUAGCAGUGGAUGCGAGCAGGCGAUGCUGACCAUUCGACCACUCGAGCCCUAGCUUUCCCCGCCGUCCAUCGAGGCUAUACAUACAUAACCCGUCGGCCGUCCGCAAGUCUCUCGCCCCUCGUUCUCGUUCGUGCAUGUCUCUGCUCAGCCUGGGGAGGAUACAUGUAGAUCCAACCCCCCAAUGCAGUCCCAGCUUGAGUCGAGCUCACAGCCGUCGUCAUGAGCGGACAACUGCGCCUCGACACGUCCAAUCUGGGCGCGGACCAGAGAUAUUCCUUUCUCGAGACCCCUCAAAACAUGCAUGCCUCUAGGGGUCAAUUGGGACAUCAGGCCCUCCCGCCAUCGACCGCAUCAGACAUCCAGGUGGCAGAACCGCAGGUCGGGCCCCCGCCGACCCAGAUGCCCAUGAACGAGAAAUCGCCGCAAUACCAGCAAGACAUGUCGGCCUACGGCUACCCCAGUGGGCCAAGCAUCGCGCAACAUCCAGCCAACUAUGCCCCAUACGCCGAUGAACCACCACCACCACCACAGCCACAGCAAGUCCAGUCUCAAACCACAAUCCCCCACGACCCCCAUACAUACAUCCCGCACUCUCCUGGACCCCUCCCAACCAAAGCAGACCCCAUGGUAUCCCAUUCCCCGCACCCAUCCAGUCCCCCGCCCAUGGCACUCGCAGCCCCAACCCCAUUAUACUCGCCCUCAUUCCCGCAGUACCCCCUUCGGGCAGCGUCCGGCGCCCCAAUGACACCCGCAGGGAUGGAUAUCACGGCGCACCACCGACCCGGACAGAUCCGCCACCCGGACCAAGAAAUCCGCGGCGGCACAUGGAGCACGAGCCUCUGCGGCUGCUCGGACAUCGGGGCCUGCUGUCUGGGGUUCUUCUGCCCGUGCGUCCUCUACGGGAAGACCCAGCAUCGACUUUCGCGGAAGUCGCGCUCCGAGGACCCCACCAAUAUGCUGGGAUAUAGUUGCUGCAAUGGUUCCUGUACGGCCAUGGCGCUGCUGUGUGGAUGUCACUGGCUCUUCGCCACCAUCCAACACACCCGCACCCGCAAGGCCUACAGCAUCGAAGGCAAUAUCGCGUCGGACUGUAUCCGCGCAACCUGCUGU